AUGCCGGAUCCUCCAUCUAGCUCAAACUUUGAACCUCCUCCACAAAACAAUGAAUCAUCUUCUCGAAAGCGCCGGCGCUUCAAAUCACCUAAUACCCAGACCAACACAUCAUCUGCCGGCCCUAGCAAAAAGUCGCGUCGCUCUCACAAGGCCACCCCAAAACCUACAGGCAAAGAGAAGAGGAAAAGUGAUAUGUAUCAUAUCAAAAGUGGUGAUAUUCCAGAUGAUGCGAGGGGGCUUAAGCGCGCAUUUGAAAUUCAUAUCCGCAUUUUGUGGAAUUCCUUGUCAGAAAGUGUCGCUCCCGAGACUCCAAGCAAUAUUGAUAUUGCGAACUUUAUGAAACGAUUUUCUAGUCAUAAACAAGUUGAUGAAGUCUUGAAUCAGCCCAAAGUUUCUCUCUCUCGUGAAUCUCUCGAGUCCGUGGUAUCCCUUCGAAAAACAUGCCAGCUAGAUCCUGGAACCAUUGCGAGUGCAGUUGCUCAAGUUAGCGACCAUAGUCUACGUAUGACAUUCAGUGUUCUGAGCUCAUUUGGUCUCACGAAGUGGCGUCCUGAUGUGCUUGGUGCUUCACCAACAUCAUUCUACAACCUUGCUAUAGAAAGCAUUGCUAUUUCAAGCUUUGAGCUUGGACUACAGAACGGAGGCUAUGUAUACUUCGAGCCGAAUUUAGAGUAUAUCGAUAACACAGCAUUUCUCUGCCAGAUCUACCGGAACUACGUCUACUCACAUCUCAGGAAAUUGAUCCUGAAGAAGUCGAGGGAGAAAGGAAGACUAGCUUCUGAUGCAGUGAAAAGGGUAAUGUACAAGCGGCGGAAAAAGCUUAUGAAAUCUCGUAUCAAGUAUGCUCAAGAUUCAGGCUUCAAUAACCGAAUCAAGAGUUUGAUUGCAGAGCCUGAGUGUAACUCUGAAGACGAAGAUGCCGACGAUGGAUCGCUUCACAUAUUGGUGAAGAACCUUCGCAGUGAAAAUACAUCACAUUUCAUUGCACACGAAAUUGACAAAGGUAUCCGCACAGUCGCUGAAUUGUCAGGAUCGAAACGACAUUCCUACAAGAAAAAGACACGAAAACCUCAUCCGGACAAUAAGAAGUCAAUUUUCAGGAAGCUCCCGAAGAAUUGUGCUCUUGACUGGUUUCAGCCGGAGCAGUUCAACUCUCUUCCCGCCCAGAUCCGGAAGCGUUAUGUGGAUGCACAUAUUGCUUUACCACCUUUCGAGAAGCGAAAGAAGUUGAAGGUAGCUGAGUGGGGCUUAUUAUCGGAGGAUAGUUUCAUGAAGAAGUAUGGGAAUGAAGUCCGGAAGCUAUAUAAGUUCCCAACAAAGGAGGAGUUGGAAGCAAUGGAGAAUGGUCAGUCUGAUUCAGAUAUGUCUUCGGACAAUGAUGAUGCUAUGGAUGAGGAUGGGGAUGAGGGUGAGGCAGUAUGA
Molecule: messenger RNA, 1422 nt
Organism: Lentinula edodes (shiitake mushroom)
Lineage: Eukaryota; Fungi; Basidiomycota; Agaricomycetes; Agaricales; Omphalotaceae
Exons: 4
Coding region: 1-1422 (473 amino acids)
Source: RefSeq, a predicted model, not a curated record